Dufourea novaeangliae is the source of this 495-nucleotide messenger RNA. RefSeq lists its product as uncharacterized. NCBI's taxonomy places the organism in Eukaryota, Metazoa, Arthropoda, Insecta, Hymenoptera, Halictidae. Gene Ontology annotation, cellular component: mitochondrion. The transcript has 3 exons. The record is from RefSeq and is a predicted model, not a curated record. The coding region runs from base 187 to 495 and encodes 102 amino acids.
AGUGAUUUUCACUUAUUACUAGAAGUAAUUUUCGGUGUCGAUCUGUGUAAGCAAUGAAGGUAAAGUUCGUAAAGUUGGACAAACUUUAGUUCAGGUUACAGAUAUAUUGUUAUCGAUUGUUAUAUAAAUAUUCAGAAUUAUUAUCGUUUGUUUAUGUAAAACUGUAUUAUCACCGUUUGAUAAAAGAUGUUACGCUUGAUUCCAAAUAAAAUUCUGUCACAGAGAGGAAACUUGUUACUGUUACGAACUUUAUGCAUAAAAGCAAAGUCAACAAAAACGCGCAAGCAAUCGGCUACAGAUGGAAAUGUUCCAGGGCUCAGUGACAGAUGCCUUAAAGUCCCGAAAGCACCUGUAGGUCCAGGUGCAUCUAAGGAUAAAGAAUACAAAAAUCCAGAAUAUUUUUGUUAUACCAUAGACAGCUUUGGGGAAGCAGAAGUUGAACUAGAAAAAUAUAGAUUACCAGCACCUUCUAACAAAGUAUCCGCUAAACAAUAA